Molecule: messenger RNA, 2259 nt
Organism: Closterium sp. Naga37s-1
Lineage: Eukaryota; Viridiplantae; Streptophyta; Zygnematophyceae; Desmidiales; Closteriaceae
Source: the annotation of a GenBank genome assembly
AUGGCCUCCCGUGCCCUUGUCUCUGGUCUCCCCAGGUCCCUCCCUCCCCUUCCUCCGGGGCCUGCCCCCACCUGUGUUCCUUGUGUCGAGGGCCGGCAGCGCGCCGCUCCUCACUCCUCCUCGUUCCCUCCGACAGAGGCUCCUCUGCAGACUCUUCACAUGGACGUGUGGGGCCCAGCCCGCGUCCGUGGACAGGGUCACGAGCGUUACUUCCUGCUGGUCGUUGACGACUACUCGCGUUACACCACUGUCUUCCCCUUGCGCAGCAAGGGUGAGGUCACUGAGGUGUUGAUCGACUGGAUCUGCGGUGCUCGUCGCCAGCUCAGUGAGAGUUUCGGCUCAGACCUUCCUGUUCUGCGUCUGCACUCAGACAGAGGUGGGGAGUUUUCCUCCGACCUCCUGAGAGCCUUCUGUCGUUCGGAGGGCAUCCGCCAGAUGUUCACGCUUCCGGCCUCCCCGCAGCAAAAUGGGAUUGCUGAGCGCCGCAUUGGCAUGGUCAUGGACGUCGCUCGUACGUCCAUGAUCCAUGCGGCUGCUCCCCAUUUUCUGUGGUCGUUCGCGGUUCAGUACGCUGCGCAUCAGAUCAACCUUCAGCCUCGUGUCUCCUUGCCGGAGACCACACCUACUCUGCGGUGGACGGGGAAGGUUGGCGAUGCGUCCGCGUUCCAUGUCUGGGGAUCUCGAGCUUUUGUCCGCGAUACUACAGCAGACAAGCUGUCCUCCCGUGCCGUUCCCUGUGUCUUCCUUGGCUUCCCUCCUGACGCACCCGGGUGGCAGUUCUACCACCCCAGCUCGCGUCGUGUUCUGUCCUCUCAGGACGUCACGUUUGACGAGUCGGUGUCAUACUACCGUCUCUUUCCCUACCGCACUGCCUCUCUCCCUCCCCCGCCGCUCUUCCUCGCACCAGACCCUGCCGAGCCGGUCGAGGUAGCUGUCGACUCAGGUGCUACUAGGGGUGCUGAGCCUGUGGGUGCGGGGACUGGGGGUGCGGGGCCUGGGGGUGCUGAGUCUGGGGGUGCUGAGUCUGGGGGUGCUGAGCUCGGGAGUGUGGAGCCUGAGGGUACUGUGUCUGGGGGUGCUGAGCCUGCACGUGCUGCGUCUGGAGGUGCUCUAGGUGACCCGUUGUGGCGGGAGCCUCUCUCUCCUCAGCAGCUUCGUGAGUGGUACUCUCGGCGCUGUCGAGGUGCUGCUAGUGCUGGUGCUGCUGGAGCUGCUGGAGGUGCUGCUGGUGCUGCUGGAGGUGCUGCUGGUGCUGGCGCUGCUGGAGGUGCUGCUGGUGCUGGAGCUGCUCGAGGUGCUGCUGGUGCUGGAGCUGCUCGAGGUGCUGCUGGUGCUGGAGCUGCUGGAGGUGCUGCUGGUGCUGGAGCUACUAGAGGUACUGCUGGUGCUGGAGCUGCUGGAGGUGCUGCUGGUGCUGGAGCUGCUGGAGGUGCUGCUGGUGCUGGAGCUGCUGGAGGUGCUGCUGGUGCUGGAGCUACUGGAGGUGCUGCAGGUGCUGGAGCUACUGGAGGUGCUGCUGGUGCUGGAGCUGCUGGAGGUGCUACUGGUGCUGGAGCUGCUGGAGGUGCUCCUAGUGCUGGAGCUGCUGGAGGUGCUGCUGGUGCUGGAGCUACUGGAGGUGCUGCUGGUGCUGGAGCUGCUGGAGGUGCUGCUCGUGCUGGAGCUGCUGGAGGUGCUGCUGGGACUGGAGACCCUGGUCCUGAGGGUACCGGUUCUGUCUCUUCUGUUUCUGGAGGCGCUGCGCGGCCGCGGCCGUACUACGUUCCGCUUCUUCAGCAGGUUCUUGGCUCCCCGCCUUCUCCUGGUCCUCCUCCUUUCCUGCGUCCACCGCCUAUCCAGUCCCCGUUGCAGUUCCAGCCGGCCUCUCCACUGCCUAGUCCUUCUCCUUACUCUGGACCGACUAGAGGUCUUACAGAGCGUUGUGAGCCUGAGUCUCGUCCUUUGUCGCCUGAGUCUCGUUCUGCGUCGCAUGUGCGACCUGUUCGCACUAGUCGUGUUUCGCGUCCGCGUCCUCCUCCUGUCCCUGGCACUCACUCUAUGACUCUGCGUCCUUCUACUGCUCCGCAGCGUGUCCCUUUGCCGUCUCCUCCUGCGUCCUCUCUUCCUGCCUGUCCGGACCCUGCUUCUGACUCCCUACGUGCUGCCAGUCCAGCUGUCACGCGUUUUCUGGCCACUGCUGUCACUGACCCUUUGUUUGAGUCCUCUACUGGGCAACAGCGACGCCGGACGUGUGGUCAAACAGUGAGACUCCGUCCUUAG